Molecule: messenger RNA, 41249 nt
Organism: Coregonus sp. 'balchen'
Lineage: Eukaryota; Metazoa; Chordata; Actinopteri; Salmoniformes; Salmonidae
Source: the annotation of a GenBank genome assembly
GGGCGGGUCAUAUAAUUCAACGAGAGGACGAGUUGCCUUUGUGUUGACAAAUUACGAAGAUCUAGAGGUAAAAAUAUCAUAUUAUGCAUAUAGCUAGUUAUGUUUUAUUUUUCAUCUCACGGCCCCAGUAUUGCCUGAAUACUGAAAUGCGAUAUUAUUUUAUAGCGUAGCUAAGUUACUAACACGUAAUUGGAGUGCAGUGUUUUCACUGACACGGGUAACGUUAGCUAGUUGCUAUCGUUAGCUAACUAGCACACACAGACACUUAAUCUGCUGAGACUCAUUGUUAGCCUGCUAACGUUAGCUAACUAGUUAGCUAUCUAACUAAAUUGAUUAGUUUGUGAAUCCGGUGAGGACAGUACAACAUGCACAUUACGCGUUAAAUCGACCUUGUUAAGUCAGAGAAGCUAGCUAGCUAUGUUGUAAUAAUGUCAGACUGGGGUUUAUAAGAUGGCUAGCUAGCUAACAUUAGCAGCAUGAUUUAGCUAGGCAGAUGGCUUGUUAGCUAGCUCGACUGACUGGCGGCUGCAGUCCGAUUGUCCGACAUGUUUUCUUACUUACGAAACCAUCGAAAAAGGCGAUUGAUACGAACCAAGUAAUGUUAGAUAGCUAUCUGGCCUAACUACUAGUACCAACGGUUGUUUUUCUCUGCAUGUUUAAAAUACAAUUACAAUAAAUUAAGUAGUUAGCUACCUAGUAAUAGCUAGCUAAUUCCUAGCUAGCUAAUACACCUGGAGAUCUUAAGUUAUUAAGGCUAAGUUAAUCGUUAGCUAGAGCCUUUUAACGAUUAAUUUAGCCUUAAGAUGCUUUUGGGAAACCGGGCCCAGGACUGAUUGGCUUUCGGCCUGGCUAGGUGGACUUAACUAACUAUUUCUCAGUUGCAGUUGUUCAUGACCAUAUUUCUGAUUCUGUCUUUAUUUCUUAGUGUUUGAAUGGAUAUUACCAGGUGCCCGGAGAAAUGGUUAAAACAAGACAAGGUUAUUGUGGCGUCCUCUUACAUUUGUCAUCAUGCACAUCUGUCAACGCAUCUAGCUAAUAGUGCACUUCUUAGGCACGCUACAAUUCCCGUGACUGGCAGGUGCAUUUAAAGCCCCAACAAUAAAAAUUAUAGAAAUGUAUUUAGCUAGCUGUUAUGGAGUUGUUCAGAACUCUUUUCCAUAUUUUUCCAUCAUGAUAUUGUUAUUAUCCAUAUAGAAAGUGAGAACAUGAAUGCAUUAAUCAGACAAAGAAAAUUAUGAAACAUAAAAAAUCACAACAAAAAACAUUCAGUGUGACCAGGAGAUGUUAGUUGAGUUGGUAAACUACAAAAUUAAUCUGAACAACAAAAUGAUCUCAAUAUUCUAGUUGUGUUUCUUAGCUAUAUUGGUGAUCUUUUUGCCUGGCCAUUGUAAAAAUAAAUCCAUUAACAGCAAUUCAUCGUCAUUUUCAUUUGCGAAAUGCAGAAAUGUUGCUAAUAUGCAACUUCAUAGCCGUUUAUUAUUUUCCAUCACACCACAAUAGACCAUCGUUGUGGAAAAACUUCAACACUGGCCAUCCUAGAGUAUCACAUCACCAGCUGAAACUCUAGAGCUGCGAAUGGAUUUGGCUCAUGCCUAUUUUUGUGGUCUCUCUUUCCAGGAGAGGCCUCUGUCUUCCUCCAUUAUGCUGUCGAGUAAGAAGUCGGAUGCAGGCACCUCUUCCUCCGCAUCUUCCUCCUCCUCGGCGGCAGGGGGAGCUGAGCGGGCCCCUGAAGCUCAGGCUACUGCCCAGGCUGGGGCCCCUGCUUCGGCACCAGGCCCCAUGGAGAUAAAAAAGAAAGAGCGGGCCUCCCCAAGCGGGGAGCCUGGCGGACCCCCUCUGCUCCACCCUCCUGGCCCCGGAGGCGUUGACCCGGACACGGCUGAGGGCCGCAGGACAAGCCGCCGCAAGCGAUCAAAAGUAAAAAACCUAUUACUCCUGUCCCCCCUAUCUUAGAGAGAAAUAGAGGAAGUCACUACAAGCACGUGCCCCCACCAGCCCUAGACCAGGAGCACAUUGAAUGACUAUUAAGAAUACAGUAAUCUUGGUAUGGCCAUUUAAUUAGUGGUGAACAACACCAGAGGAGCACAGGGAGCUUGACCUUUGACCUCAUCUCAGGUGAGCCGGAACAUGGUUUUAAUGGAGCGUUUAUUGUGCCCCUUGUUGCAGGUGGAGUACCGCGAGAUGGACGAAAGCCUGGCCAAUCUGUCUGAGGACGAAUACUACUCGGAGGAGGAGCGCAAUGCCAAGGCGGAGAAAGAGCGAAAGCAGGUGAUCCCGCCGCCGGCGCCUCCCGUGGAGGAGGAGCCGGACAGCGAGCCUGAGGAGCCUUCUGGUGAGUGUGAGUCGGACUUUGCGAAAGUGUGUGUCUGUGAGCGUGAAUGUUACAUUGGGCAGCGAAAGGUGUGUGUGUGUGUGUCAGGGCAGGUGGUGAGGGUGGUGUGUUUGUGGUUUUCCAGGCGUGGAGGGAGCUGCGUUCCAGAGCCGCCUCCCACACGACCGCAUGACCUCCCAGGAGGCCGCCUGCUUCCCGGACAUCAUCAGCGGGCCCCAGCAGACACAGAAGGUGUUCCUGUACAUCCGCAACCGCACGGUGAGAAUGCACACACACACACACACACACUUCAUUAAUACGAUUUGCUUCUUUCUGGAGAGUAUUGUACAUUUUGGACUUUGGUCUGAAGUUGUGGCGAAUUCUCCGUUCUAGCUCCAACUUUGGCUCGAUAACCCGAAAAUCCAGCUGACCUUCGAAGCCACAGCACAGCAACUCGAAGCGCCGUACAACAGUGAUACAGUGCUGGUGCACAGGAUACACAGUUACCUGGAGAGACACGGCCUCAUCAACUUUGGCAUCUACAAGAGAGUCAAGCCUUUACCAAGUGAGUAUAUUAGCUUUUCACUAUCUGCCAGAUACAGAAACUUUAUGUACAAUGCAUACACUCAUUUAGAUAUGCACAUAUUAAACGCACACCAGUAGUACUUAUAGGUAUUUAGGCAUGCAUAGACAAUGUUUUCCACAAGCACAUGGAGUAGCCAGACAAAUAGAAAAAGUAGCCAGUCAGGAUUAAGACCUUUUUGCUGAACAAGCUUUAUUUAGGUGGCCUCUGGUACAUCCUAAUGCUAGAUUGUAUUUUCAACCAGCAACUAUCAGGAAAUAAUACAGAUCAAAUGUUCACACUUUUACAGUGUAAGUAGGUUCAUCAGCUGUUGUACAAUAUGAUAAAAACACAGGAAAAACAUAAUUUUGACCGCACUGGGCCUUUAUAGAAUCCUGUAAUUGUCUGCUGACUUCCACAGGCUUCAAUCUUCCUUUUAAAAGGCAUUUUCUCAGCUAUCUGCAAUACAGGUAUGAUUGAAGAAUGAAGCAUGUGUUAAACAUGGGUUUUGCUACACAGAAAGCAACAGUUGAUUACUCCAUUGUCAACACUUUGAUUAAAUCAGUAGACCUUUAUCAAUAUCUGAAAAUACCAUAUAUGUAUCAUUUAGCUUUUAAAACAAUUCAAUCUGUUUUCUUUUAUAAUAUUUUGGACCAGAGUGAGGCUCUCUCUCCACUAGCCUACCUAUUGUUUCUGCAGUAAGGAGGAUUCACCAUCUGCCUCUGUUUUCAUCAUUUAUCUGCAGAUGAGCGACAAAAAGCCUACCAGUAUGCAAAUGAGGGAGCCAAAUGAACAGCUCUCUUACCGAUGCAAUUCAGUAGGCUACUGACGGGUCACUCACUUUAACGUCACUGUCUGGCAAGUCCUGAUGGACUUCAUAACAAAAAUACAAGUGAGAUCUUCAGAUUAAAUGUCCCGAUGCGAUACCAUGGACAUAUAACUACGUUGUAUGAUUUAAGAAUUGGCAAGGAUAUAUGAGAUCGGUCAGAUGGACACCUUUUAUAAACUAGUCAAGGUUGCUGUUUGUCAAUCGAAGCCCAGUAAAUAGCCUUUACGCCUCCACUCCAUGGCUGCAUAUGAAACGCCAGAGUCCAACGGUAACUUUUUUUCUCACUGGCCAAAAAUCUACUGGCCCGAACAGAAUUUCUACAGGCCCGGACAUAGUGUAGUUCUUAAAUGCAUUGGGGGGGCCUAUAUGUUGGCAAGCUUUCUCUCUAUAUUCAGCUAUUAAUAGGCUACAUUUGGUUAUUAUGAUAUGUAUUAAAAAGCUGUGUAAUCAUUUUACAAUGCAAGUCAUUACUCUAUUCAUUUGAAUUGCAUUGUAUUAAUUGCCUUCAUUUUGAAAAUAGGAUGCUGCCCCUUUAAGACAAAUUUCCAAAAGAGAUAUCAUAAACUGGGUGGUUUGAGUGCUGAUUGGCUGACAGCCAUGGUAUAUCAGACCGUAUACCACGGGUAUGACAAAACAUUUAUUUUUACUGCUCAAAUUACUUUGGAAACCAGUUGACAAAACAUUUAUUUUUACUGCUCUAAUUACUUUGGAAACCAGUUUAUAAUAGCAAUAAGGCACCUCCACUGAAGAACAGCCCUUAGCCGUGGUAUAUUGGCCAUAUACCACACCCCCUCGGGCCUUAUUGCUUAAUCGACAUGGCUACACUAGGCUAGCCAAGAGGAAUGCUAGGUGUGUUUUUGUAGCGUUCUUUUUGCAAACUAUCAACAGUAGCCAGCAUAUUGCUAGUAUUUUCACUAUUGAAGGUUAACUUUUGUAAAUCACUUUCCCUAAAAUAAAUAAGCUCAGUGAGUUGGGUGCUUCUUUUUGUUCUGGACAGCUUGCGUGUGCUGUGUGAAGGCAUCAACUCAUGUAUUGCUCUCGCGGGAGCGUGGUGAUGCUUGAAUUAACGGCCAAUCAUAUUGCUCAAAUACAAAUUGCAUGACAUUUACGCAUGUAGUCUUCAAUUAUUUUCAAUGGUAGACUGCGAAUGAGCAGGUAAAAUGUUCAACCGGAAUGCAAAGAUGCGCUGAAAAGUUAGUGGCCCUUUUGGGCCAGUGACUGACGAGAUCCACUGGCCUGACACAUGUUUUUACUGGCCCUGACCAGCGGGCCAUUGUUAUUUUGGGACCCUGCACGCGAAAGAAAGUAAAUGAAUGUGCCAGAAAACAAUAGGCUAAGUGGAUUUUGAAUCAUCGUUACCACAUUAUAUGGGACGUGCAAAUUCAUGCUCUCUCCCUCUGUGUAAAGACAUUUGACUACAACCACAACACACAUAAUGCACACAUCCAGGUACAGAGAGUCGGGACAGACAGCAGACUGUCAAACCAGCAGUGUUUCCCUGUCAUCGCUCACUUUGCCUAUCAAUAGAUCGCUAGAAGAUGCAUAUUGUUCAUUCUAGCGGGAGAGGGCUCGGCAGACAUUUUUGACUCGCUAAUUGAAAAGUAGCCUAGUUAAUUUAAGUGGAAAAAGUACCUGGCUGAAAAUGUGUCUGUAAUGUAAGUAAGCAUUUCACUGUAAUGUCUGCACCUGUUGUAUUCGGCGCAUGUGACCAAUAAAAUUUGAUUUGAUUUGAUUUAAUCGGCUGUAUAGCCGACAGCCGGUGCUAGUGGAAAACACUGCAUAUAUAGGUGUUUUCCUGAAGCAUACCCUCAGAUACUGGAUGACGUGAAAAUAAGUAUUUUUUUAGCAAUGUGUGUGUCAAAAUAACUGGUUAUGUGGUAGGGCUGGGAAUUGCCAGGGACUUAAAGAUACGAUUUUAUCACGAUACAUAGGCGCUGAUACAACAUGUAUUACGAUUCUAUAUGUAUUGCAAUUCGAUACUGUAAUUUUAUUGCGAUGAAAAAUUGCUCACUAUAUGUCUGCUGCAGAGAGACAAGAGAAAGAGUUUUGAUCCGUCAGGGAAAUACAAAUGCUGAAAACAUGUUGACUCACUAUUUAAAAAGAAGAUGGAGAACAAGCGAUAGGAUGAAAAAUACCAGAGUUUUGGCACAGGUACAGACGGCUAUCGCUAGCUAACGCUACCUAGCAACAAAAAAGAAAUGAUACCUGGAGCCAAAGUAUCAAUAUAAUAUCGUCCAAAAAUAAUAUUGCAAUAUGCAACUAUCGAUUUCAUCCCCCAUUACUAUGAUGUGAUUGUCAACCACUCUGGUUUCCCUGUGUCCCUGCAGCAAAGAAGACUGGGAAGGUGAUCAUCAUCGGAGGGGGUGUGUCUGGGCUGGCGGCCGCGCGGCAGCUGCAGAGUUUCGGCAUGGACGUGACAGUACUGGAGGCCAGGGUGGGUCAACAGCACAUCACAUGUCAACACGAGCACAAUAAAGAGGGUCAUGUACAUUGGGGCACACCAUAGAAAAACAAAUAAAAUAAUUCUUAUUGGAUAAGCUCAGAUAGUCUGUUUCGCUCCGCCUUUGACCGUUUUCUUCUGUUUUGUGCCAAUUGAACACGCCCUACAUCUACCCAUCAGCUAAUCCAGUGAUACUGACCAGCCUGGUGUCCUGUUUUGACCUGGUGUAACAGCUAAAGGUUUUCCUCUUCACUGUGGUAGUUGUGUGAUAUGGUUGUCUCCUCUCAGGACCGCGUUGGGGGGAGAGUGGCCACGUUCCGGAAGGGCAACUACGUGGCUGAUCUGGGGGCCAUGGUGGUGACGGGACUGGGUAAGGAUUAGGGUUGUGAAAUUCUGUUAACUCUCCCAAAAAUACCAGGUUUUCUGGAAAUCCAGAUGGGAAGAUCCCCGGAAUCAGUGGGGAAUAAGCAUGAAAUCCAGGAAUCCUCCAACUGGGAUUUUUAGAAAACCGGUGAAAUUUUACAGAAUUUUGCAUUCUAGUAAGGAUGAACCAGAGACAUGCAAACUAUUACAUACAUGUACAGGUGAGGAUGUAGAUGAUUGAAAGUCACGUUGAACAGUCAUUUCCAGUUGACCGCAAAUUCCUCUCACCUAUUAUCAAGGAACAAUUUACUUUGAAUGAUCUAUUGACUAAUACCUCUACUGUGAAUUCGUCAGUGUUCCUGCUAUGACAGCUUCUCACCAGCAGAGGGUGGUGUUGACCUUUUCAAUGUAGUCUCAUCAAAUGUAGUCUGAAUGAAAAGGAUUGGACAGGCAAAACAAUACUUGUUCACCACUUUUCUCCUAUAAAAACUACUAUUGGAUAGAACGAUGAGAUUCCACAGAUGUGUUUCAAAAGAUACCAAGUUUGGUCAUAUUCAGCUUGUUGUGCGAUCAUAAUAUAUUUUACAUUACAUUUUAGUCAUUUAGCAGACGCUCUUAUUUUCAUACUACUCGUCUAUUCAGAGUAUUUUACUUUAGUCAUUUACAGUGCCUUGCAAAAGUAUUCAUCCCUCUUGGCGUUUUCCUAUUUUGUUGCAUUACAACCUGUAAUUUAAAUGGAUUUUUAUUUGGAUUGCAUGUAAUGGACAUACACAAAAUAGUCCAAAUUGGUGAAGUGAAAUGAAAAGACAUAACUUCUUUCAAACAAUUCUAAAAAAUAAAUAACGGAAAAGUGGUGCGUGCAUAUGUAUUCACCCCCUUUGCUAUGAAGCCCCUAAAUAAGAUCUGGUGCAACCAAUUACCUUCAGAAGUCACAUAAUUAGUUAAAUAAAGUCCACCUGUGUGCAAUCUAAGUGUCACAUGAUCUCAGUAUAUAUAUAUGUAUGUAUAUAUGUGUGUGUAUGUAUGUGUGUAUAUAUAUAUAUAUAUAAUUAUUUAUAUAUAUUAUUAUUUAUAUAUAUAUAUAUAUAUAUAUAUAUAUAUAUACACAUACAUACACAUACAUACACAUAUAUAUGUAUACAGUGAGGGAAAAAAGUAUUUAAUCCCCUGCUGAUUCUGCACGUCUGCCCACCGACAAAGACACGAUCAGUCCACAAUUUCAAUGGGAGGUUUAUUUGAACAGUGAGAGACAGAACAACAACAAAAAACUCCAGAAAAACGCAUGUCAAAAAUGCUAUAAAUUGAUUUGCAUUUCAAAUGAGGGAAAUAAGUAUUUGACCCCUCUGCAAAACAUGAUUUAGUACUUGGUGGCAAAACCCUUGUUGGCAAUCACAGAGGUCAGACGUUUCUUGUAGUUUGCACCAGGUUUGCACACAUCUCAGGAGGGAUUUUUUGUCCAACUCCUCUUUGCAGAUCUUCUCCAAGUCAUUAAGGUUUUGAGGCUGACGUUUGGCAACUCGAGCCUUCUGCUCCCUCCACAGAUUUUCUAUGGGAUUAAGGUCUGGAGACUGGCUAGGCCACUCCAGGACCUUAAUGUGCUUCUUCUUGAGCCACUCCUUUGUUGCCUUGGCCGUGUGUUUUGGGUCAUUGUCAUGCUGGAAUACCCAUCCACGACCCAUUUUCAAUGCCCUGGCUGAGGGAAGGAGGUUCUCACCCAAGAUUUGACGGUACAUGGCCCCGUCCAUCGUCCCUUUGAUGCGGUGAAGUUGUCCUGUCCCCUUAGCAGAAAAACACCCUCAAAGCAUAAUGUUUCCACCUCUAUGUUUGACGGUGGGGAUGGUGUUCUUGGGGUCAUAGGAAGCAUUCCUCCUCCUCCAAACACGGCGAGUUGAGUUGAUGCCAAAGAGCUCGAUUUUGGUCUCAUCUGACCACAACACUUUCACCCAGUUCUCCUCUGAAUCAUUCAGAUGUUCAUUGGCAAACUUCACACGGCCCUGUAUAUGUGCUCUCUUGAGCAGGGGGACAUUGCGGGUGCUGCAGGAUUUCAGUCCUUCACGGCGUAGUGUGUUACCAAUUGUUUUCUUGGUGACUAUGGUCCCAGCUGCCUUGACAUCAUUGACAAGAUCCUCCCGUGUAGUUCUGGGCUGAUUCCUCACCGUUCUCAUGAUCAUUGCAACUCCACGAGGUGAGAUCUUGCAUGGAGCCCCAGGCCGAUGGAGAUUGACAGUUCUUUUGUGUUUCUUCCAUUUGCGAAUAAUCACACCAACUGUUGUCACCUUCUCACCAAGCUGCUUGGCGAUGGUCAUGUAGCCCAUUCCAGCCUUGUGUAGGUCUACAAUCUUGUCCCUGACAUCCUUGGAGAGCUCUUUGGUCUUGGCCAUGUUGGAGAGUUUGGAAUCUGAUUGAUUGAUUGCUUCUAAGAGUGUGCUCCUAAUCUCAGCUCGUUACCUGUAUAAAAGACACCUGUGAGGCAGAAAUCUUUCUGAUUGAGAAGGGGUGAAAUACUUAUUUCCCUCAUUAAAAUGCAAAUCAAUUUAUAAAAAUUUUGACAUGCGUUUUUCUGGAUUUUGUUGUUGUUAUCUGUCUCUCACUGUUCAAAUAAACCUACCAUUAAAAUUAUAGACUGAUCAUUUCUUUGUCAGUGGGCAAACGUACAAAAUCAGUAGGGGAUCAAAUACUUUUAUCCCUCACUGUAUCAUGUGUACUUACAUUGCUAAUCUUUGGAAAAUAUACUCCAGAAAACACCAACUGUAGCUUUCUGGUGUGUCCACUUUGAGUGUUCAGACGCUAUUUUUCACUGACCCCAGGCCUAAAACUUUAAGCUUAGCACAGCAGUUCUCUGAGCCUGAUGCCGAAGUAAGCAAAAAGAGAAAAGCGAGGGAGGAUGAAAGUGAAAAGACCUCCAAAGUUAUACGCAAUAGUCAUCAUCAAGUGAACUGCCAGGCUAGUAAUCAAUGACAUUCCUUGUAGUUGUAAUAUAGGCUAUGUGAUGGUUCUAUGGUUGUGUAGGCCUAUAUCCUGAUGUUCUAUCUGGUGUGUUCUAGGAGGGAAUCCCAUGGCAGUGGUCAGUAAGCAGGUCAACAUGGAGCUGGCCAAGAUUAAACAGAAGUGCCCUCUGUACGAAGCCAACGGUCAAGCUGUGAGUGCUGCAUCGCUAACUAUUUGGUUAACUUAGUUUACGUUAUGAGGUUUAGGCUGCAGUUGAGUGAAAUGCCUGCAUGUAGAUAGAACAUUAUAAGAAAAUGAAUUGUCAUAUUAGGCCUACAUUGGCGUGUUGGUGUCUCGUGCAAGCAUGCUCGAUUUCAGCAGUUGAAAUGUCUGCUUACCCCAAACGCAACUUUCUACCAUUGUAACCUACUAUUGUAUACAUCACUAUUUGGUUCUCGUUCACCCAUGUUAACUUGCUCCAUUUGUUAUUUACCUCCUGUGCUGAACCACUAUGUGCUGUGUUAGCAGGGCCCUUCACUUUGUCCGCGGGGUGGAUUCAUUUAGCCGCUUAUCAGGGUGGAUUCAUUUAGCUGCUUAGCAGGGUGGAUUCAGUUAGCCGCUUAGCAGGGUGGAUUCAUUUAGCCGCUUAACAGGGUGGAUUCAUUUAGCUGCUUAGCAGGGUGGAUUCAGUUAGCCGCUUAGCAGGGUGGAUUCAGUUAGCCGCUUAGUAGGGUGUAUUCAGUUAGCCGCUUAGCUGGGUAUAUUCAGUUAGCCGCUUAGUAGGGUGGAUUCAGUUAGCCGCUUAGUAGGGUGUAUUCAGUUAGCCGCUUAGCAGGGUGUAUUCAGUUAGCCGCUUAGCAGGGUGGAUUCAGUUAGCCGCUUAGCAGGGUGGAUUCAGUUAGCCGCUUAGCAGGGUGUAUUCAGUUAGCCGCUUAGCAGGGUGGAUUCAGUUAGCCGCUUAGUAGGGUGGAUUCAGUUAGCCGCUUAGUAGGGUGGAUUCAGUUAGCCGCUUAGCAGGGUGGAUUUAGUUGGCCGCUUAGCAGGGUGGAUUCAGUUAGCCGCUUAGCAGGGUGGAUUCAGUUAGCCGCUUAGCCUAGCAUCAUCCAACAGCUCAGCCCUCUCCGGGUUGAGACCGGACUCUCCAAAUGUAAUACUGUUCGACUGGAAAUAAACAGCAGUGUCCUUUGUGAACUAUUAUUUUCUCCCCCCUCUAUCAAGCAGCAGUAGGAUGUUUGGGGUUAUUUUCAGGCCAGGGUUGUAUUCAUUAUGGCAAAACAUUUUGCAAUGGGAAAAUGGAACAUGAGCCUUUUUCUUAUUAGACAAGUUGAGGUAGUCCCUCCCUGUUUCAGUCCAUUUUCUUCCAGUUGGUGCCUAAUGAAUAUGACCCAUUUCACAGAGGUGGUAGUCAGGCAUAAGGCAGCCGGUCACGCCCCACUCCACGUGCAACUGAGUGUCAUUUUCAAGUGUAUGUAAAUCUGUUCAAUGUUAAGUUUGUGUUUGUUUAUCUAAUUUGUUAUUUAUUUGACCCCCGGCCUCAAUCCCUCCUGCGUUCAUCUCCUGGUUCAUCUCCUGGCUGACUGCUAAAGGGCGAACGAUGCACAAGUGUAUGUAUUGUUUUGGGAUUCUGUUACUACAUGAUAACAUUGUUCACCUAUUGUUCAUAUUAAUGUCAAAUCAGCUGUCAGUUUCCAAUGAAGCAACUGUGUAGUAGACCGUAAUAGAACUGGGUCUGUUCUUGAGUGUCUGUCUAUGGUUCAGUUGACUGUAGUAUGUUUGUAGUCAGUCAUUUUUUCCCCUUCCGAAUCGAUACCUUAAUGGUAAACAAUACCUCCUAGGUCAGCUUCUCUUUAUAGAGAAAAUAAGGAUUGCUUUCUAAAUUGGACCGCCCUCCCUGCUGACCUCAUGUUCAUGAUUGACGUCAAAUUGUUAGUAUCAAAUGCUGUAAUCCUAUGGUUGAUUCUUAACACGUCAUUGUAUUACUGACUGCUCCCCCAGGUGCCCAAGGAGAAGGAUGAGAUGGUGGAGCAGGAGUUUAACCGUCUGCUGGAGGCCACCUCCUACCUCAGCCACCAGCUGGACUUCAACUUCCUUAACAACAAGCCUGUGUCUCUGGGACAGGCCCUGGAGGUGGUCAUCCAGUAAGUGUUUGGCCCUUUGGCCAGGUAAUCUCAGUUAACCCAGAACAAUCUAGUGUAAUUUGAUCAGCCGUGUGAUUUAGUUCUGGGUCCAUCCAUACGUGUUAGAAAUUGGGAGUUCCCCUUCAGUUGAAGUGUUUAAGCACCGCUUUCACCCAAUCCUGAUAUGCCCAAAUAAUCAGUGUGGAAAACCCAAACACCAGAACUACUGCUGCUCAUUAUCCUACGCAUUCCAUCCCGUCGCGACAGAUUCUUCGAUUUACGUGCUGAAUCUGUCCACUAGAGAUUAACGGCCAAGCAACUUGUACAAAUUCUGUGACAGUGGUUGUGUGUUGUUUUUCAUUAAAAAAAGUAUCCCUCUUUCUCAUUGGCACAUAUAAUCACUGAUGUGUUCUUUUGUCUGGUAACGUCCAAUAGACUGAGGUGUUCUUUUGUCUGGUAAUGUCCAAUAGGUUGCAGGAGAAACAUGUGAAAGAUGAGCAGAUAGAGCACUGGAAGAAGAUAGUCAAGACCCAAGAGGAUCUCAAGGAGCUGUUGAACAAGGUGACCAUGAGAUCCACUGUAUCUCAGAGGUCAAAAGAACGAUGAGUAGCUUGCGUGUAGAUGUACUCUGUCCCUCCUUUUAAUCUGUUUUCUCCUCCUUUGUAUAUCUACCUUUCUCGCUUUCCCUCAUUUCGUCAGAUGGUGGGUACCAAGGAGAGGGUCAAAGAGCUGUAUCAGCAGCACAAGGAGGCCAGCGAGGUCAAGCCCCCCAGAGACAUCACCGCCGAGUUCCUGGUCAAGAGCAAGCACCGCGACCUGACUGCACUCUGCAAGGUGAGACCACAAGUCAACCACUCACGUUCUCGGUCACACCACCCUACUGUAGAGGUACAGAGGAAGGAUAGAUGGAGGUAUGGAUAAAACUAGAUUAUGGGAUGAUUGAUGAUGUUGGUUUUUGGAGUGGAUAGGAACAAAAUGGAAUUGAAAUCCUCAUCACCUCAAUUGACUUGUUCCGUACAAAUGGCUUCAAGCUGCAAGCAGUUAAUGCCACAUUACUUUGAUUACUUUCCUGUUUGCUUAGUUGUUUUUCCAAAACAAACUAAUUCCAUUCCUGUGAGGUGUGGUACUUUCUCCAGACUCUCACACUGUGUGGAUAAGCCAUAAAUCUAACAGCUGGAGUUGUUAGCAGGAGCAAUCACCUAUUUCUAGCCUCCAGACACAAUUUGAUUCAAUUAAAGGUGUUCUCAAUGUAUGUGUUUUGAAUCGCAUCAAUUUUAAGCCACUUUCGUGCGAUUAUCAGAAUAUGUUUUCUGUGGACAGGGACUCCCAAUAGCAGCUUGACUAGCAGAAUGGCCUGCAGCUAUAGUAAAGGCCUAGUCUGUAUACCUCUCGCUGUUGAUUUACUUUCCAUGAAGACAUUCCAUUGUAAUUGUUGUGGUUGUUAGUCUCUCCUCCAUUCAAGUAUUUUCUUGAUUUGAGUAAACUAAUUUGCAAGGGGAAAUAUAGAGACUAAUGACUAUAGCCUACUGUCUGUCACACUAUGGCUUCGUUAACACCGGCAGCCUAAUUCAGAUCGUUGGCCUGUGUCUCUGGGACAGGCCCUGGAGAUGGUCAUCCAGUAAGUUUUUGGCCCUUUGGCAUUGUAAUCUCAAUCUGUUUUUCAUUUUUAAAAAGUAUCCCUCUUUCUCAAUGGCACAUAUAAUCACUGGUGUGUUCUUUUGUCUGGUAACGUCCAAUAGACUGAGGUGUUCUAAUUCAGCCUAAUUCAGAUCGUUUGCCCAAAAGACUAAUUAGUGGAAAAAUAAUCAAGAGUUGGGCUGCCUGUUUUCAACGCAGCCUAAGAGCUUUACCAGAAAUAAUGUUAGCAUAGCAAAUGGAUAGAUUGGAUUUGGGCCAUUAAGACAAAGACAAAGAAGUGUACUUGAUACCUAACUUUCACUUAAGUCCAAUUUUCACUCAGCCUCCCAUUGACAUCAACGCACGACUUAAGUGAGAAUUCGACUUAAAUAGAAUUGUAGGAUUUGCCCCAUAGAGACAAAAAAUGCUAUAAGUCGUGACAAUGGUAUUAUCUCUAAGCAAAGCAGAGCGUUUCAGCAGCAUGUGUUUGACUGGUCUAAUGCCUUGCCUGGUGUGUAUAAUUUUUUUGCGCAGAUAAAGCUUCACCUCAGAAGUGUAUUUUCAGGAGGCAAGCGUAAACACAGCUGCUGUCUGAACUUGUCGUCUUUCGGUCGACUGCCUCCUGAAAAAGCAACUUCUAAGGCGUGACUCAGGCUGGUCUGUCUGGUUGGAAAUGGUGUACACACACACCACACACACCACACAGAGUGUGUUUGAUACACAUACAGGCUAGGUCAGGGUCGGGGAAGCCUUGGUCCGAACGCUGUGGGGUUUUAGUUGGACAUAUUUGUUAGGCCGUGGCUGCAGGGGUAGGUGGUGAAACUGUGGGAAAUCUGGAUAGGGUGAGUCAGCCCAUUAAACUGACUAAGCUGCUGUCCUUCCUACUUGACUUAGAACCUCUUUGGGGGGGUGUGUGCAGCGCAGUACAUACAUGCCCCUGUUUCCCUUACUAUCACUUAGUGUCCAGUACACACACCUCUGUAUGUCCCACAGUGCUUAUACCUUGCUGUCCCCUGUCUCCUGUAGGAGUAUGAUGAGCUGGUGGAGUUGCAGGUCAAACUGGAGGAGAAGCUCCAGGAACUGGAGGCCAACCCACCCAGGUAACACUUUAACCCCUCAACUCCACCGUAAAGGCCUGUUGUGGUCCUGUUCUUUAAGCGUGGGCGUGCUGUAGCCUGGGGGCUAGUCUGUUUCUGCUCUCUUGCCAACUCUAUAUGGAAUUGUCAUGCCAAUGUUUGGCUUUACAAUGACAAUGGAGUAGGCUAAAGUACAGACAGGUCUGGGACCAGGCUACAGGCAGGUCUGGGACCAGGCCACAGGCAGGUCUGGGACCAGGCCACAGGCAGGUCUGGGACCAGGCCACAGGCAGGUCUGGGACCAGGCCACAGGCAGGUCUGGGACCAGGCCACAGGCAGGUCUGGGACCAGGCCACAGGCAGGUCUGGGACCAGGCCACAGGCAGGUCUGGGACCAGGCCACAGGCAGGUCUGGGACCAGACCCAGGCCACAGGCAGGUCUGGGACCAGACCCAGGCCACAGGCAGGUCUGGGACCAGACCCAGGCCACAGGCAGGUCUGGGACCAGACCCAGGCCACAGGCAGGUCUGGGACCAGGCCACAGGCAGGUCUGGGACCAGGCCACAGGCAGGUCUGGGACCAGGCCACAGGCAGGUCUGGGACCAGGCCACAGGCAGGUCUGGGACCAGGCCACAGGCAGGUCUGGGACCAGGCCACAGGCAGGUCUGGGACCAGGCCACAGGCAGGUCUGGGACCAGGCCACAGGCAGGUCUGGGACCAGGCCACAGGCAGGUCUGGGACCAGGCCACAGGCAGGUCUGGGACCAGGCCACAGGCAGGUCUGGGACCAGGCCACAGGCAGGUCUGGGACCAGGCCACAGGCAGGUCUGGGACCAGGCCACAGGCAGGUCUGGGACCAGGCUAGAUGCUCGCAUCCAUCCGUUCUUUUUUUUAACCCUCUGAUAAUCUCUCUACAGUGACGUGUACCUGUCGUCCCGGGACAGACAGAUCCUCGACUGGCACUUUGCCAACCUGGAGUUCGCCAACGCCACACCCCUCUCCACCCUCUCGCUCAAGCACUGGGACCAGGUAUACUCCCACUCACUCAUUAAAGUUUGACUCAGUGAAAUGAGUUGCAUGCAUGAAGUAAAAUCUGGUCAAUUCUGGCAACGGCUAAGAGCGUUGGCGCGCGAGGCUAAACUUGUCAACUGUUUUGCACCAGUAGAUACCAGGUUGUAGCAUCGUCAGGACAGAGAAGCUACGUCUGGUAAGGCAGGGGUGUGUGUCUAUUUGUCAAUAACAGCUGGUGCGCGAUGUCUAAUAUUAAAGAAGUCUCGAGUAUUGCUCGCCUGAGGUAGAGUACCUUAUGAUAAGCUGUAGUCCAGACUAUCUACCAAGAGAGUUCUCAUCUAUAUUAUUUGUAGCCAUCUAUUUACCACCACAAACCGAUGCUGGCACUAAGACCACACUCAAUGAGCUGUAUAAGGCCAUAAACUACAGGACUGUUUUACUAGCACAGGCUGGAAUAUGUUCCGGGAUUCAUCCAAUGGCAUUGAGGAGUAUACCACCUCAGUCAUCGGCUUCAUCAAUAAGUGCAUCGACGACGUCGUCCCCACAGUGACCGUACGUACAUAUCCCAACCAGAAGCCAUGGAUUACAGGCAACAUCCGCAUCGAGCUAAAUGCUAGAGCUGCCGCUUUCAAGGAGCGGGACACUAAUCCGGACGCUUAUAAGAAAUCCCGCUAAGCUCUCAGACGAACCAUUAAACAGGCAAAGCGUCAAUACAGGGGCCAGACGGAUUACCAGGAUGUGUACUUAAAGCAUGCGCCUUCACUGACAUUUUCAACCUCUCCCUGACCGAGUCUGUAAUACCUACAUGUUUCAAGCAGACCACCAUAGUCCCUGUGCCCAAGGAAGCGAAGGUAACCUGCCUAAAUUAUUACCGCCCCGUAGCACUGACGUCGGUAGCCAUGAAGUGCUUUGAAAGGCUGGUCAUGGCUCACAUCAACAGCAUCAUCCCGGAUACCCUAGACUCACUCCAAUUCGCAUAUCGCCACAACAGAUCCACAAAUGAAGCAAUCGCACUCCACACUGCCCUUUCCCACCUGGACAAAAGGAACACCUAUGUGAGAAUGCUGUUUAUUGACUACAGCUCAGCGUUCAACACCAUAGUGCCCACAAAGCUCAUCACUAAGCUAAGGACCUUGGGACUAAACACCUCCCUCUGCAACUGGAUCCUGGACUUCCUGAUGGGCCGCCCCCAGGUGGUAAGGGUAGGCAACAACAUGUCUGCCAGGCUGAUCCUCAACACUGGGGCCCCUCAGGGGUGCGUGCUUAGUCCCCUCCUGUACUCUGUUCACCCACGACUGCGUGGCCAAACACGACUCCAGCACCAUAAUUUAGUUUUCUUACGUGACGACACAACAGUGGUAGGCCUGAUCACCGACAACGAUGAGACAGCCCAUAGGGAGGAGGUCAGAGACCUGGCAGUGUGGUGCCAGGACAACACCCUCUCCCUCAAUGUGAGCAAGACAAAGGAGAUGAUCGUGGACUACAGGAAAAGGCAGGCCGAACAGGCCCCCGUUAACAUUGACGGGGCUGUAGUGGAGCGGGUCAAGAGUUUCAAGUUCCUUGGUGUCCACAUCACCAACAAACUAUCAUGGUCCAAACACACCAAGACAGUUGUGAAGAGGGCACGACAACACCUUUUCCCCCUCAGGAGACUGAAAAUAUUUGCGAUUGGUCCCCAGGUCCUCAAAAGGUUAUACAGCUGCACCAUUGAGAGCAUCCUGACCGGUUGCAUCACCGCCUGGUAUGGCAACUGCUCGGCAUCUGACCGUAAGGCGCUACAGAGGGUAGUGCUUACGGCCCAGUACAUCACUGGGGCCAAGCUUCCUGCCAUCCAGGACCUAUAUACUAAGCGGUGUCAGAGGAAAGGCCAAAAAAUUGUCAAAGACUCCAGUCAGCCAAGUCAUAGACUGUUCUCUCUGCUACCGCACGGCAAGCGGUACCGGUGUGCCAAGUCUAGGACCAAAAGGCUCCUUAACAGCUUCUACCCCCAAGCCAUAAGACUGCUGAACAAUUAAUCAAAUGGCCACCCUGACUAUUUACAUUAUUAUUUGUUAAAUAUUUCUUAACUCUUUAUUGGAACUGCAUUGUUGGUUAAGGGCUUGUAAGUAAGCAUUUCACAGUAAGGUCUACACCUGUUGUAUUCGGCACAUGUGACAAAAGUUUGAUUUGAUUUGAAGCACAGAUACUCUGUGUGACUGUGUGAGAAUCACGCGCAUCUCAUUAUCUACGGUGCUGCUCGUUGCAACGUCAUCUCGCUGAGUCUACCUUUUUAAGAUUUCUUCUUGCAGUGCAUGGGGCUUGCCUUUCCACUAAACCAAACUGUCUUGUCCUGGCACUUCUCUCUCCUAGUAUGCACAUCCACACUAGAUCAGAUUUCACCCACCAGAAGAGAGGAUGACAUCAGUAUGCACUUACUAGAAACUGCUAUUAGACACCAGGUCCAGUUUAAUCUAGGCCAUUCAAACCACCAGGCUAUAGUCUCCAUAAACCACACAUAACCAACAUUGAGUCUGUUCUAAUGUUUUCUAGUCCCUGUAAACCACACAAUCCACAUUCUGAGCCUUUGACAAAUGUAGUGAUGUGUUGUGCUGUUUUCUCUCCCCUAGUCCCUGUAAACCAUAUAUAACCCUCUCUCCCUUAGUCUCUGUAAACCAUAUAUAACCCUCUCUCCCUUAGUCCCUGUAAACCAUAUAUAACCCUCUCUCCCUUAGUCCCUAUAAACCAUAUAUAACCCUCUCUCCCUUAGUCCCUGUAAACCAUAUAUAACCCUCUCUCCCUUAGUCCCUGUAAACCAUAUACAACCCUCUCUCCCUUAGUCCAUGUAAACCAUAUAUAACCCUCUCUCCCUUAGUCCCUGUAAACCAUAUAUAACCCUCUCUCCCUUAGUCCCUGUAAACCAUAUAUAACCCUCUCUCCCUUAGUCCCUGUAAACCAUAUAUAACCCUCUCUCCCUUAGUCCCUGUAAACCAUAUAUAACCCUCUCUCCCUUAGUCCCUGUAAACCAUAUAUAACCCUCUCUCCCUUAUUUAGUCAGCCACCAAUUGUGCAAGUUCUCCCACUUAAAAAGAUGAGAGGCCUGUAAUUUUCAUCAUAGGUACACGUCAACGAUGACAGACAAAUUGAGAAAACAAAAUCCAGAAAAUCACAUUGUAGGAUUUUUUAUGAAUUUAUUUGCAAAUUAUGGUGGAAAAUAAGUAUUUGGUCACCUACAAACAAGCAAGAUUUCUGGCUCUCACAGACCUGUAACUUCUUCUUUAAGAGGCUCCUCUGUCCUCCACUCGUUAUCUGUAUUAAUGGCACCUGUUUGAACUUAUCAGUAUAAAAGACACCUGUCCACAACCUCAAACAGUCACACUCCAAACUCCACUAUGGCCAAGACCAAAGAGCUGUCAAAGGACACCAGAAACAAAAUUGUAGACCUGCACCAGGCUGGGAAGACUGAAUCUGCAAUAGGUAAGCAGCUUGGUUUGAAGAAAUCAACUGUGGGAGCAAUUAUUAGGAAAUGGAAGACAUACAAGACCACUGAUAAACUCCCUCGAUCUGGGGCUCCACGCAAGAUCUCACCCCGUGGGGUCAAAAUGAUCACAAGAACGGUGAGCAAAAAUCCCAGAACCACACGGGGGGACCUAGUGAAUGACCUGCAGAGAGCUGGGACCAAAGUAACAAAGCCUACCAUCAGUAACACACUAUGCCGCCAGGGACUCAAAUCCUGCAGUGCCAGACGUGUCCCCCUGCUUAAGCCAGUACAUGUCCAGGCCCGUCUGAAGUUUGCUAGAGUGCAUUUGGAUGAUCCAGAAGAGGAUUGGGAGAAUGUCAUAUGAUCAGAUGAAACCAAAAUAUAACUUUUUGGUAAAAACUCAACUCGUCGUGUUUGGAAGACAAAGAAUGCUGAGUUGCAUCCAAAGAACACCAUACCUACUGUGAAGCAUGGGGGUGGAAACAUCAUGCUUUGGGGCUGUUUUUCUGCAAAGGGACCAGGACGACUGAUCCGUGUAAAGGAAAGAAUGAAUGGGGCCAUGUAUCGUGAGAUUUUGAGUGAAAACCUCCUUCCAUCAGCAAGGGCAUUGAAGAUGAAACGUGGCUGGGUCUUUCAGCAUGACAAUGAUCCCAAACACACCGCCCGGGCAACGAAGGAGUGGCUUCGUUAGAAGCAUUUCAAGGUCCUGGAGUGGCCUAGCCAGUCUCCAGAUCUCAACCCCAUAGAAAAUCUUUGGAGGGAGUUGAAAGUCUGUGUUGCUCAGCGACAGCCCCAAAACAUCACUGCUCUAGAGGAGAUCUGCAUGGAGGAAUGGGCCAAAAUACCAGCAACAGUGUGUGAAAACCUUGUGAAGACUUACAGAAAACGUUUGACCUGUGUCAUUGCCAACAAAGGGUAUAUAACAAAGUAUUGAGAAACUUUUGUUAUUGACCAAAUACUUAUUUUCCACCAUAAUUUGCAAAUAAAUAAAUUAAAAAUCCUACAAUGUGAAUUUCUGGAUUUUUUCUCCUCAUUUUGUCUGUCAUAGUUGACGUGUACCUAUGAUGAGAAUUACAGGCCUCUCUCAUCUUUUUAAGUGGGAGAACUUGCACAAUUGGUGGCUGACUAAAUACUUUUUUUCCCCACUGUAUAACCCUCUCUCCCUUAGUCCCUGUAAACCAUAUAUAACCCUCUCUCCCUUAGUCCCUGUAAACCAUAUAUAACCCAUGUUUUGUUGUGUUUUCUCUCUCCUGUCCAGGACGAUGACUUUGAGUUCACAGGCAGCCACCUGACAGUGAGGAACGGCUACUCCUGUGUCCCUGUGGCUCUGGCCGAGGGCCUGGACAUCAAACUGAACACAGCAGUACGACAGGUCCGAUACACCGCCUCUGGUAAGUUUACAGGAUGUGUGUGGGUAGCUGUCUUUUGUUUGUCAAUCUGUGUGUCACUUUUGUUUAUGUGUGUGUGUGUGUGUGUGUGUGUUAAACUUAUUUGACUAACCAUGUGUAUAUCUCCAGGCUGUGAGGUCAUAGCAGUGAACACGCGCUCCACCACCCAGACAUUCAUAUACAAGUGUGACGCGGUGCUGUGCACCCUACCUCUUGGUGUCAUGAAGCAACAGCCCCCCGCCGUACAGUUUGUUCCCCCCCUGCCCGAGUGGAAGACCGCAGCUAUCCAGAGGAUGGGCUUUGGAAACCUCAACAAGGUACAGAACAAUCCUCCAAUUGGUGUUGUAACACUUUGCGUCUCUGUUAUGUUUGGUGUUUGUACUGAGGUGCAAGUCCUUUGGGAGUCCUGCUGCAAAAACAAGGUACUGAAAAUCCCUCACACACACAUACAUACAUAUACACACACAUAUACAUAUAUACAUACACAUAUAUAUAUACAGCUCUGGAAAAAAUUAAGAUAAAUUUUUCUUCAAUCAGCAUCUCUACAUGUAUGACAGCCAUUCCAUUCCAGUGUCUGUUGAAUUCCAACACAGGCACACCUCAUUCUACUGAAUUAGGUACUGAUUAGGUGAUCACCUGAACCAAAUCUUAUUUAACGAGGAAAAGUAUAAAAACCACUGCUGUGGUCAUCACUAUCCUCUUGCAAUAGGACCAGCUGGAUGGCAAACACAAUGCUAAUAGUACCUCAAAAGUAAUAUUAAUCAAAAAAUAACUAUUGACCAUGCCAAAAGAGUUGAAAGGGAAAGUUUUGAGUGAGGAAAAGAAGGGUUCAAUUCUGGCUUUACUGGCAGAGGGAUACAGUUAGCGUCAGGUUGCUUCCAUCCUUAAAAUGUCAAAGACUGCGGUUCAUAAGAACAAGGUCAAGCAGCAGACAUUGGGGACAACAAAGCUACAGACCGGCAGAGGGUCGAAAACGACUCUACUGACCGGGAUGACCGCCAACUCAUUCGAAUGUCACUCAACAACCGUAGGAUGACAUCAAGUGACCUACAAAAAGAAUGGCAAACAGCAGCUGGGGUGAAGUGCACGGCGAGGACGGUUCGAAACAGGCUCCUAGGGGCAGGGCUGAAGUCGUGCAAAGCUCGAAAAAAGCCCUUCAUCAAUGAGAAGCAAAGAAGAGCCAGGCUGAGGUUUGCAAAAGACCAUAAGGAUUGGACCGUAGAGGACUGGAGUAAGGUAAUCUUCUCUGAUGAGUCCAAUUUUCAGCUUUGCCCAACACCUGGUUGUCUAAUGGUUAGACGAAGACCUGGAGAGGCCUACAAGCCACAGUGUCUCGCACCCACUGUGAAAUUUGGUGGAGGAUCGGUGAUGAUCUGGGGGUGCUUCAGCAACGCUGGAGUCGGGCAGAUUUGUCUUUGUGAAGGACGCAUGAAAUAAGCCACGUACAAGGUUGUCCUGGAAGAAGACUUGCUUCCUUUUGCUCUGACAUUGUUCCCCAACGCUGAGGAUUGGUUUUUCCAGCAGGACAAUGCGCCAUGCCACACAGCCAGGUCAAUCAAGGUGUGGAUGGUGGACCACCAGAUGAAGACCCUGUCAUGGCCAGCCCAAUAUCCAGACCUGAACCCCAUUGAAAACUUCUGGAAUGUGAUCAAGAGGAAGAUGGAUGGUCACAAGCCAUCAAACAAAGCUGAGCUGCUUGAAUUUAUGCGCCAGGAGUGGCAUAAAGUCACCCAACAUCAAUGUGAAAGACUGGUGGAGAGCAUGCCAAGACGCAUGAAAGCUGUGAUUGAAAAUCAGGGUUAUUCCACCAAAUAUUGAUUUCUGAACUCUUCCUAAGUUUACAUACACUCAAUUAGUAUUUGGUAGCAUUGCCUUUAAAUUGUUUAACUUGGGUCAAACAUUUCAGGUAGCCUUCCACAAGCUUCCCACAAUAAGUUGGGUGAAUUUUGGCCCAUUCCUCCUGACAGAGCUUGUGUAACUGAGUCAGGUUUGUAGGCCUCCUUGCUCGCACAUGCUUUUUCAGUUCUGCCCACAAAUGUUCUAUAGGAUUGAGGUCAGGGCUUUGUGAUGGCCACUCCAAUACCUUGAAUUUGUUGUCCUUAAGCCAUUUUGCCACAACUUUGGAAGUAUGCUUGGUGUCAUUGUCCAUUUGGAAGACCCAUUUGCGACCGAGCUUUAACUUCCUGACUGAUGUCUUGAGAUGUUGCUUCAAUAUAUCCACAUAAUUUUCCUUCCUCAUGAUGCCAUCUAAUUUGUGAAGUGCACCAGUCCCUCCUGCAGCAAAGCACCCCCACAACAUGAUGCUGCCACCCCCGUGCUUCACGAUUGGGAUGGUGUUCUUCGGCUUGCAAGCGCUCCCCCUUUUCCUCCAAACAUAACAAUGGUCAUUAUGGCCAAACAGUUCUAUUUUUGUUUCAUCAGACCAGAGGACAUUUCUCCAAAAAGUACUAUCUUUGUCCCCAUGUGCAGUUGCAAACCAUAGUCGGGCUUUUUUAUGGCGAUUUUGGAGCAGUGGCUUCUUCCUUGCUGAGCGGCCUUUCAGGUUAUGUCAAUAUAGGACUAGUUUUUCUGUGGAUAUAGAUACUUUUGUACCUGUUUCCUCCAGCAUCUUCACAAGGUCCUUUGCUGUUGUUCUGGGAUUGAUUUGCACUUUUCGCACCAAAGUACGUUCAUCUCUAGAACGCGUCUCCUUCCUGAGCGGUAUGACGGCUGCGUGGUCCCAUGGAAUCAUGUAGUAACCAAAAAAGUGUUAAACAAAUCAAAAUAUAUUUUAUAUUUGAGAUUCUUCAAAUAGCCACCCUUUGCAUUGAUGACAGCUUUGCACCCUCUUGGCAUUCUCUCAACCAGCUUCAGGAAGUAGUCACCUGGAAUGCAUUUCAAUUAACAGGUGUGCCUUCUUAAAAGUUAAUUUGUGGAAUUUCUUUCCUUAAUGCAUUUGAGCCAAUCAGUUGUGUUGUGACAAGUUAGGGGGGGGGGUAUACAGAAGAUAGCCCUAUUUGGUAAAAGACCAAGUCCAUAUUAUGGCAAGAACAGCUCAAAUCAGCAAAGAGAAACGACAGUCCAUCAUUACUUUAAGACAUGAAGGUUAGUCAAUACGGAACAUUUCAAGAACUUUGAAAGUUUCUUCAAGUGCAGUCGCAAAAACCAUCAAGCGCUAUGAUGAAACUGGCUCUCAUGAGGACCACCACAGGAAUGGAAGACCCAGAGUUACCUUUGCUGCAGAGGAUACGUUCAUUAGAGUUUCCAGCCUCAGAAAUGGCAGCCCAAAUAAAUGCUUCACAGAGUUCAAGCAACAGACAUCUCAACAUCAACUGUUUAGAGGGGACUGUGUGAAUCAGGCCUUCAUGGUCGAAUUGCUGCAAAUAAACCACUACUAAAGGACACCAAUAAUAAGAAGAGACCUGCUUGGACCAAGAAACACGAGCAAUGGACAUUAGCCCGGUGGAAAUUUGUCCUUUGGUCUGGAGUCCAAAUUGGAGAUUUUUGGUUCCAACUGCCGUAUUUUUGUGAGACGCGGUGUGGGUGAACAGACGAUCUCCGCAUGUGUAGUUCCCACUGUAAAGCAUGGAGGAGGUGUUAUGGUGUGGGGGUGCUUUGCUGGUGACACUGUCUGUGAUUUAUUUAGAAAUCAAGGCACACUUAACCAGCAUGGCUACCACAGUAUUCUGCAGCGAUACGCCAUCCCAUCUGGUUUGGGCUUAGUGGGACUAUCAUUUGUUUUUCAACAGGACAAUGACCCAACACACCUCCAGGCUGUGUAAUGACUAUUUUACCAAGAAGGAGAGUGAUGGAGUGCUGCAUCAGAUGACCUGGCCUCCACAAUCCCCUGACCUCAACCAAAUUGAGAUGGUUUGGGAUGAGUCUGACCGCAGAGUGAAGGAAAAGCAGCCAACAAGUGCUCAGCAUAUGUGGGAACUCCUUCAAGACUGUUGGAAAAGCAUUCCAGGUGAAGCUGGUUGAGAGAAUGCCAAUAGUGUGCAAAGCUGUCAUCAAGGCAAAGGGUGGCUAUUUGAAGAAUCUCAAAUAUAAAUAUAUAUUUUGAUUUGUUUACUUUUUUGGUUACUACAUGAUUCCAUAUGUGUUAUUUCAUAGUUUUGAUGUCUUCACUGUUACUCUACAAUGUAGAAAAUAGUAAAAAUAAAGAAAAACCCUUGAAUGAGUAGGUGUGUCCAAACUUUUGACUGGUACUGUAUAUACAUACAUACAUACAUACAUACAUACAUACAUACAUACAUACAUACAUACCAAUAUGUUCUUAAGCGCACUGGACUCCACGUGUAUUGGCCAAUCAAUGAAUCACUCCAGUCUUAAUUCCAACCCUCAGAUGUUCAGACUAACCCAUCUUUCCCAGUACAUUAUCAUUUUACUAUUUCCUUUUGCAACACAUCCUUCUAUUUUACUGAUUUCUUACGAGGGUCUUGAACCUCUAUUUGUACCAUUUCUACAGAGAUUGCCCUACAAAUAAACACUUUACCUAAGAGUAUAAUCAUAUUUCCCAUUGAUUAUGGUUUUCCAGAUCUCCUAACAGUACUGUUUGUAGGUCCAUGUGAACACAAGACAUUAUGACUUAACAACCACUCCUUGCCCUGAUGCCAAAAGCAGUACCAAAAUAGAUGAUCUAUUGAUGAUGAUCCCUCAUGGCAGUCUGCACAGGGCUGACUGUCCAAAGCCCCAUAUAUUAAGCAUUAUUUUUGUGGGGAGAAUUUUAUAUAAUAGUUUAAAUUGAAAAGAAAGGAUCGAUGCGUAAAUUGUGGUUUUGUAUAGCAGUUCAUAAACCCGUUGCCAUGGUAUUGGGACAUCAAAGAACUGUUCCCAACUGUCUUGAAUUUGGUGCAGCAUAGUUGUCAAACCUAUAGACCCUAACUGAAAUUGAUAUAUUUUACGAUUUAUACAAGUCAUUUUAAGCCAUGGAUGGUUUUUCAUUGGAGGCAGACCACCAAUUUAUUCCUUUUGCUUUUGAGCAAUUGCCUCUUCCAUUUUUGUGCCAGAGCUGCGAUGAGUUGGUUAUACUUUUGUAUUGAGCAUACACAUCUCCAUACACCUUUUCAAUUGCUUGUGUAACAAUUUUACAGUCCUUAUUUACAAUGUCAGUCAUAAACAUGGUACCUCCCUUAUACAUUUUAUUAGUACAUUGGAGUUUAGCCAUAUUAUUUGCGGUUUUAUUUGUUCUGGCUUUUCUGGAGGAUGAAAUUUGGAAUUGUAACCAACUCUGUAUUGCUUCAUUUAUAAACAAGGACAAGGUUACCUCUCUCCCCAAAAUAGCUAUUUAUCCUGCUUUAUAUCAACCCAGAGAGAGAGAGGGAGGGAGGUUGAGUUGGAAGGUGUGCGGGUGAGUGAGUGUUUUGGCAAUCUGUUAGUAAUCAGAUCAGAGUCCUCCUCCACGCUCUCCCCUCUUUUUCUUCCUGAGCCCUGAUGUGCAUCAUCUACUGCAGAGUUUCAAUCUGCUAAUUCGGCUGCAGCAGAAAAUGCUGCAUUAUUAUGCAAUGAGAGCUGUUUGUGGUGCCUCGUGGCCACCAGAGGGAGCUCUGUCUCUGGAUCACUUGAAUGGAGCAACUGUUUCUAAUGACAGCGUUUGUAUAUGAAAAGAUUAAUGUGCGUGAAAUGGGUCUUAAACAACUUCUCACGAAUAUAGAACAGUCAGUUGGAACCAUAGAGAUUAUAUAAUUCAGUUGCUUUUAAUACUGUGGGUCGGAACGAUGUUGAAAUGCAGUUGCUCAGACUUCUCACAUUUGGUCCGGUUCCAGCUUUCCCUCGGGUGUCUCUUAUAAAACAUUUCAAUUCUGAUUCAUCUGACACUUCUGGGUUCUUUUUGAUUACUAGUGUCAUCAGAAAGGCCUAGAGCACAUAAUUCCCCUUCCUCUGGCUCCCUGCUCCUACCUGUUCUGUUACCUCCCUACAGGGCAUCAAACCAGGCUUAUUGCCUAAUUAUUCACUUAUAUUCGACUCAUUGCUCAACUCCAAACUUUGCCUGGGAAACUGUCCUGAAUAGACUGACUAGACUCGGGUUGACUGGUAUCUGUGUGGUUGUGGGGUGUAUUGAGUCACUCAUGCUGAUGUUGUGUGUCCCUCCCGUCACCAGGUGGUGCUGUGCUUUGACCGUGUGUUCUGGGACCCCAGUGUGAACCUGUUUGGUCAUGUGGGCAGCACUACAGCCAGCAGGGGAGAACUCUUCCUCUUCUGGAACCUCUACAAAGGUGAGUAGGGCUGGGCGAUAUGGCCAAAAUAUGUCACGGCCCCCCAAAAAUAUUAGACAGUAUUUUCUGUUUUUGAAUAAUACAAGUUCGAAAUGUGCUUUAUGAGUAGUGCGUGACCCUAGGGUGGCAUCAAAUCAAAUUGUAUUUGUCACAUACACGUGUUUAGCAGAUGUUAUAGCGGGUGUAGCAAAAUGCUUGUGCUUCUAGCUCCGACAGUGCAGUAAUAUCUAACAAUUACACAACAUAUACCCAAUACACACAAUAAAGUAAGGAAUGGGAUUUAAGAAUGUAUACAUACAGUGGGGAGAACAAGUAUUUGAUACACUGCCGAUUUUGCAGGUUUUCCUACUUACAAAGCAUGUAGAGGUCUGUAAUUUUUAUCAUAGGUACACUUCAACUGUGAGAGACGGAAUCUAAAACAAAAAUCCAGAAAAUCACAUUGUAUGAUUUUUAAGUAAUAAUUUGCAUUUUAUUGCAUGACAUAAGUAUUUGAUGCAUCAGAAAAGCAGAACUUAAUAUUUUGUACAGAAACCUUUGUUUGCAAUUACAGAGAUCAUACGUUUCCUGUAGGUCUUGACCAGGUUUGCACACACUGCAGCAGGGAUUUUGGCCCACUCCUCCAUACAGACCUUCUCCAGAUCCUUCAGGUUUCGGGGCUGUCGCUGGGCAAUACGGACUUUCAGCUCCCUCCAAAGAUUUUCUAUUGGGUUCAGGUCUGGAGACUGGCUAGGCCACUCCAGGACUUUGAGAUGCUUCUUACGGAGCCACUCCUUAGUUUCCCUGGCUGUGUGUUUCGGGUCGUUGUCAUGCUGGAAGACCCAGCCACGACCCAUCUUCAAUGCUCUUACUGAGGGAAGGAGGUUGUUGGCCAAGAUCUCACGAUACAUGGCCCCAUCCAUCCUCCCCUCAAUACGGUGCAGUCGUCCUGUCCCCUUUGCAGAAAAGCAUCCCCAAAGAAUGAUGUUUCCACCUCCAUGCUUCACGGUUGGGAUGGUGUUCUUGGGGUUGUACUCAUCCUUCUUCUUCCUCCAAACACGGCGAGUGGAGUUUAGACCAAAAAGCUCUAUUUUUGUCUCAUCAGACCACAUGACCUUCUCCCAUUCCUCCUCUGGAUCAUCCAGAUGGUCAUUGGCAAACUUCAGACGGGGCUGGACAUGCGCUGGCUUGAGCAGGGGGACCUUGCGUGUGCUGCAGGAUUUUAAUCCAUGACGGCGUAGUGUGUUACUAAUGGUUUUCUUUGAGACUGUGGUCCCAGCUCUCUUCAGGUCAUUGACCAGGUCCUGCCGUGUAGUUCUGGGCUGAUCCCUCACCUUCCUCAUGAUCAUUGAUGCCCCACGAGGUGAGAUCUUGCAUGGAGCCCCAGACCGAGGGUGAUUGACCGUCAUCUUGAACUUCUUCCAUUUUCUAAUAAUUGAGCCAACAGUUGUUGCCUUCUCACCAAGCUGCUUGCCUAUUGUCCUGUAGCACAUCCCAGCCUUGUGCAGGUCUACAAUUUUAUCCCUGAUGUCCUUACACAGCUCUCUGGUCUUGGCCAUUGUGGAGAGGUUGGAGUCUGUUUGAUUGAGUGUGUGGACAGGUGUCUUUUAUACAGGUAAAGAGUUCAAACAGGUGCAGUUAAUACAGGUAAUGAGUGGAGAACAGGAGGGCUUCUUAAAGAAAAACUAACAGGUCUGUGAGAGCCGGAAUUCUUACUGGUUGGUAGGUGAUCAAAUACUUAUGUCAUGCAAUAAAAUGCAAAUUAAUUACUUAAAAAUCAUACAAUGUGAUUUUCUUGAUUUUUGUUUUAGAUUCCGUCUCUCACAGUUGAGGUGUACCUAUGAUAAAUAUUACAGACCUCUACAUGAUUUGUAAGUAGGAAAACCUGCAAAAUCGGCAGUGUAUCAAAUACUUGUUCUCCCCACUGUAUAUGGACAAGCAAUGACAGAGCGGCAUGGACUAAGAUACAGAAGAAUAUUAUAGAAUAGAAUGCAGUAUAUACAUAUGAGAUGAGUAGUGCAAGAUAUAUAAACAUUAUUCAAGUGACUAGUGUUCCAUUUCUUAAAGUGGCCAGUGAUUUCAAUAGGCAGCAGCAGCCUCUAAUGUGCUAGUGAUGGCUAUUUAACAGUCUGAUGGCCUUGAGAUAGAAGCUGUUUUUCAUUCUCUCGGUCCCAGCUUUGAUGCACCUGUACUGACCUCGCCUUCUGGAUGGUAGCGGGGUGAACAGGCAGUGGCUCGGGUGGUUGAUGUCCUUGAUUAUCUUUUUGGCCUCCCUGUGACAUCGGGUGCUGUAUGUGUCUUGGAGGGCGGGUAGUUUGCCCCCUGGUAAUGCGUUCGGCAGACCGCACCACCCUCUGGAGAGCCCUGCAGUUGUGGGCGGUUCAGUUGCCGUACCAGGCGGUGAUACAGCCCGACAGGAUGCUCUCAAUUGUGCAUCUGUAAAAGUUUGAGGGUUUUAGGGGCCAAGCCAAAUUUCUUCUGCCUCCUGAGGUUGAAGAGGCUCUGUUGCGCCUUCUUCACCACACCAUCUGCGUGGGUGGACCAUUUCAGUUUGUCGGUGAUGUGUACGCCAAGAAACUUGAAGUUUCCACCUUCUCCACUGCGGUCCCGUUGAUGUGGAUAGGGGGGUGAUUUCAAUGGGUCUUUCCCACUGUUCAAUUCAACCGUUCCCCCCCAAAAUUAAGCAUUUUCAUCAAUUUUUGCAUUUCCUGCACUCAUUUAAGAUAAUUUCCACACUGCCACGUAGGGCUGCACGAUAUGGUCAAAUAAUCUAGGCCUUAUUUUUAACUAAAUGUUGCAAUUGUGAUUUGACUUGUGAAUUAGAGCAAAACACUUGCGUGAACUGUUGGAAUUAUGGAAAUUGAAUGAUUAUUCCAAUUCUAUAGUUAGAAUAUAAUAAUGGGCACUUUGAAUAGUGUUUGACAUGACGACAAAUGAAAAUGCCAGGGAGGAGUUAUUGUGACAGGGUAGGAACCGAAGUGUUGACAAGUGUUUCCUAGGGGACUCUCUAAUCUAUGGCUACAUUGAAUGUUUUCUCUUAGCUACUUCAUGUAGCUAACAUAUUCUUGUUUCGCGUAUUCCUCUUUGAUUUAGAAGAUACUGUUGCACAAACAACAUGCAGAUGUAGGACUACACCAUCACUGGUAUUAUCAGGCUGUAUAGCUAGUUACAUUUGCUCUGACUCAGUCCAUUUAUUAGCUAGCUAGCGAUUAGUAUUAGCAAUUAGCGGCUAACAAGGUUUAGGCCCAACUUACUAAGAAAAUACAAACUAGCUGUUUGCAGAUGUAAGAAACACAAACUAAUAGUGUAAUUAUAUUACGCUAGUGGAUUUAUAUUAAGAAGCAAGUUGAAAACAGCAUCGUUGUCAUCAACAUUGUUGCAUGUGCUGCAAUGACCAUGCAGAGACUGAACAGGAGUCUCGUGCUCUAGGAACAACAUGGAGGGAGAGUGGAGAGAGAUGAAUCAAGUAGCGAAGUAAACUAUAAACAUGGACGUUACACACGGCAUAUCACAUUUAACAAACCAAACAUUCAAAUACCGUUAUAGAAGGUAAAGUAAAAACCCAAACCGGUCCGUGCAUCAACACCGGUAUAUUGUAAAAUACGGUAUACGGCCCAGCUCUAAAGAUGAGCACAGUGAACCAGUCAAUUCUCUCUGAACUGUGAUGGGCCUAAUUUGACUUUUUCUUUUGUUUUUAAUAGUCUAUCCUUUCAUCUCCUUCAUUGCACUGAUCAGAAAGAACUGACCAGGUGAAAGCCAGCCUGAUGAUAAGCUUCCUCCACCAUUUAGUUGUAAAUUGUAACGUCUUCUCCCGUGCAGAUAAAGGGGAGGAAACAGGGAGAGGAUGGAUUUAGAAGCAACUGAGUUAGAGACGUGGUGAUAUUUGGAUGUAGUCACUCAUUUUGACUUGGGACAGAAUUUCCUUCUCUGAAUGAACACGACUACAUUUUCACAGUGGUGGAAAAAGUACUCAAUUGUCAUACUUGAGUAAAUGUAAAGAUAUCUUAAUAGAAAAUGACUCAUGUAAAAGAGAAAGUCACGCAUUAAAAUACUACUUGAGGUAAAGUAUAAAAAUAUCUGGUUUUAAAUAUACACUACCAUUCAAAAAUUUGGGGUCACUUAGUAAUGUCCUUGUUUUCGAAAGAAAAGCAAUUUUUUGUCCAUUAAAAGAACAUCAAAUUGAUCAGAAAUACAGUGUAGACAUUGUUAAUGUUGUAAAUGGCUAUUGUAGCUGGAAACUGCUGAUUUGUAAUGGAAUAUCUACACAGGCGUACAGAGGCCCAUUAUCAGCAACCAUCAGUCCUGUGUUCCAAUGGCACGUUGUGUUUGCUAAUCCAAGUUUAUCAUUUUAAAAGGCUAAUUGAUCAUUAGAAAACCCUUUUGCAAUUAUGUUAGCACAGCUGAAAACUGUUGUGCUGAUUAAAGAAGCAAUACAACUGGCCUUCUUGUGACUAGUUGAGUAUAUGGAGCAUCAGCAAUUGUGGGUUUGAUUACAGGCUCAAAAUGGCCAGAAAUAACUUUCUUCUGAAACUCGUCAGUCUAUUCUUGUUCUGAGAAAUGAAGGCUAUUCCUUUCGAGAAAAUGCCAAGAAACUGAAGCACUCGUACAACGCUGUGUACUACUCCCUUCACAGAACAGCGCAAACUGUCUCUAACCAGAAUAGAAAGAGGAGUGGGAGGCCCUGGUGCACAACUGAGCAAGAUGAGAAACAGACGCCUCAUAGGUCCUCAACUGGCAGCUUCAUUAAAUAGUACCCGCAAAACACCAGUCUCAACGUCAACAGUGAAGAGGCAACUCCGGGAUGCUGACCUUCUAGGCAGAGUUGCAAAGAAAAAGCCAUAUCUCAGACUGGCCAAUAAAAAUAAAAGAUUAAGAUAGGCAAAAGAACACAGACACUGGACAGAGGAAUAUUGGAAAAAAGUUAUGGACAGACAAAUGUGUUUGGAUCACAAAGAAGAACAUUUGUGAGAUGCAGACCAAAUGAAAAGAUGCUGGAGGAGUGCUUGAUGCCAUCUGUCAAGCAUGGUGGAGGCAAUGUGAUGGUCUGGGGGUGCUUUGGUGGUGGUAAAGUGGGAGAUUUGUACAGGGUAAAAGGGAUCUUGAAGAAGGAAGGCAAUCACUCCCAUUUUGCAACGCCAUGCCAUACCCUGUGGACGGCGCUUGAUUGGAGCCAACAAGGACAAUGACCCAAAGCAAAGCACAGUCACCGGAUCUCAACCCUAUUGAGCUGUUGUGGGAGCAGCUUGACCGUAUGGUACGUAGGAAGUGCCCAUCAAGCCUAUCCAACUUGUGGGAGGUGCUUCAGGAAGCAUGGGGUGAAAUCUCUUCAGAUUACCUCAACAAAUUGACAACUAGAAUGCCAAAGGUCUGCAAGGCUGUAAUUGCUGCAAAUGGAGGAUUCUUUGACGAAAGCAACGUUUGAAGGACACAAUUAUUAUUUCAAUUAAAACUAAUUAUUUCUAACCUUUUCAAUGACUACAUUUCCUAUUCACUUUGCUAUAUUUCCUAUUCAAACUAAUUUCAUGUAUGUUUUCAUGGAAAACAAGGACAUUUCUAAGUGACCCCAAACUUUUGAACGGUAGUGUAUUUAAGUACAGUGGUGGGAAAAGUACUUAAUUGUCAUACUUGAGUAAAAGUAAAUGCCAUAUAUCAUAUUCCAUAGAUUAAGCAAACCAGACGGCACAAUUGUCUUGCUGCUUUCUUUACAGAUAGCCAGGGGCACACUCCAACACUCAGACAUCAUUUACAAACGCAGUAUUUGUGUUCAGUAAGUCCACCAUAACAGAGGCAGUUGGGAUGACAGAGCGUUACAUUGAUAAGUCCGUGAAUUGGUACCAUAUUGCUGUCCUGCCUGAGCAUUUGAAAUGUAACGAGUACUUUUGGGUGUCUGGGAAAAUGUAUAAAGUACAGAUUUUCUUUAGGAAUGUAGGGGAGUAAAAGUUGUCCAAAAUAUAAAUAGUAAAGUACAGAUACCCCACAAAACGACUUAAUUGGUACUUCAAAGUAUUUUUACUUAGUUACUUUACACAACUGCAUUUUCACAUGCCUUUUUGACAGUGUUACUGCGAAAUUGACCCAUGUGUUUUUUUCCCCAUCCCAGCCCCCAUACUGCUGGCGCUGAUGGCCGGAGAGGCGGCCGGCAUCAUGGAGAACAUCAGCGACGACGUUAUUGUUGGACGCUGCCUCGCCAUCCUUAAAGGUAUCUUCGGAAGCAGCGCAGUACCUCAGGUAUGUGUGAAUUUGCUUGUUUUGUACAUAAAAAUAUGGCCGCCACCGGUCCUCCCAUCACGGAACGUAGACUUGAAUCGUAAUAUCCGUUCUAGUUAUUUUAUUUAUAUACACUGCUCAAAAAAAUAAAGGGAACACUUAAACAACACAAUGUAACUCCAAGUUAAUCACACUUCUGUGAAAUCAAACUGUCCACUUAGGAAGCAACACUGAUUGACAAUACAUUUCACAUGCUGUUGUGCAAAUGGAAUAGACAACAGGUGGAAAUUAUAGGCAAUUAGCAAGACACCCCCAAUAAAGGACUGGUUUUGCAGGUCGUGACCACAGACCACUUCUCAGUUCCUAUGCUUCCUGGCUGAUGUUUUGGUCACUUUUGAAUGCUGGCGGUGCUUUCACUCUAGUGGUAGCAUGAGACGGAGUCUACAACCCACACAAAUGGCUCAGGUAGUGCAGCUCAUCCAGGAUGGCACAUCAAUGCGAGCUGUGGCAAGAAAGUUUGCUGUGUCUGUCAGCGUAGUGUCCAGAGCAUGGAGGCGCUACCAGGAGACAGGCCAGUACAUCAGGAGACGUGGAGGAGGCCGUAGGAGGGCAACAACCCAGCAGCAGGACUGCUACCUCCGCCUUUGUGCAAGGAGGAGCAGGAGGAGCACUGCCAGAGCCCUGCAAAAUGACCUCCAGCAGGCCACAAAUGUGCAUGUGUCUGCUCAAACGGUCAGAAACAGACUCCAUGAGGGUGGUAUGAGGGCCCGACGUCCAUAGGUGGGGGUUGUGCUUACAGCCCAACACCGUGCAGGACGUUUGGCAUUUGCCAGAGAACACCAAGAUUGGCAAAUUCGCCACUGGCACCCUGUGCUCUUCACAGAUGAAAGCAGGUUCACACUGAGCACGUGACAGUCUGGAGACGCCGUGGAGAACGUUCUGCUGCCUGCAACAUCCUCCAGCAUGACCGGUUUGGCGGUGGGUCAGUCAUGGUGUGGGGUGGCAUUUCUUUGGGGGGCCGCACAGCCCUCCAUGUGCUCGCCAGAGGUAGCCUGACUGCCAUUAGGUACCGAGAUGAGAUCCUCAGACCCCUUGUGAGACCAUAUGCUGGUGCGGUUGGCCCUGGGUUCCUCCUAAUGCAAGACAAUGCUAGACCUCAUGUGGCUGGAGUGUGUCAGCAGUUCCUGCAAGAGGAAGGCAUUGAUGCUAUGGACUGGCCCGCCCGUUCCCCAGACCUGAAUCCAAUUGAGCACAUCUGGGACAUCAUGUCUCGCUCCAUCCACCAACGCCACGUUGCUCCACAGACUGUCCAGGAGUUGGCGGAUGCUUUAGUCCAGGUCUGGGAGGAGAUCCCUCAGGAGACCAUCCGCCACCUCAUCAGGAGCAUGCCCAGGCGUUGUAGGGAGGUCUAAGGCACUGCAUCGCAGUGCUAACUGUGCCACUAGAGAUCCUGGUUCGAAUCCAGGCUUUGUCGCAGCCGGCCGCGACCGGGAGACUCAUGGGCGGCGCACAAUUGGCCCAGUGUCGUCCAGGGUAGGGGAGGGAAUGGCCGGCAGGGAUGUAGCUCAGUUGAUAGAGCAUGGUGUUUGCAACACCAGGGUUGUGGGUUCGAUUCCCACGGGGGGCCAGUAUAAAAAAAAAAAAAAAAAAAAUGUAUUCACUAACUGUAAGUCGCUCUGGAUAAGAGCGUCUGCUAAAUGACUAAAAUGUAAAUGUAAAUACAGGCACGUGGAGGCCACACACACUACUGAGCCUCAUUUUGACUUGUUUUAAGGACAUUACAUCAAAGUUGGAUCAGCCUGUAGUGUGGUUUUCCACUUUAAUUUUGAGGGUGACUCCAAAUCCAGACCUCCAUGGGUUGAUACAUUUGAUUUCCAUUGAUAAUUUUUGUGUGAUUUUGUUGUCAGCACAUUCAACUAUGUAAAGAAAAAAGGAUUUUAAUAAGAUUAUUUCAUUCAUUCAGAUCUAGGAUGUGUUAUUUUAGUGUUCCCUUUAUUUUUUUGAGCUCCAACCACCAGUCAAAUACAUCAUGAAAAACGUGUCAUAUGUAGUUAUUCAUGUUGGUUAGGGUUGGAACUGUUUAGUGUUUCCCAACCACGUUUACUGGAAUCUAAUAUCGGCAUGGAAACUCGCCGCUUUCUGUUUGUCACGGCAGCCCAAGGAAACGGUGGUGACUCGUUGGCGUGCCGACCCCUGGGCGCGGGGCUCCUACUCGUACGUGGCGGCCGGUUCCUCCGGUAACGACUAUGACCUCAUGGCCCAGCCCAUCACACCUGGCCCUGCCAUCCCCGGAGCGUCACAGGUAACCACUAACACAUGGGACCACUAAGAAAUACGAUACAUUGCGAGACAGUUUCCCAGAUACAAAUUAAGCCUAGUCCUGGGUCAAUAAGUACGCUCAGUGGAAAACACAUACACUACAUACUACGCUGUACUACUCUAUACCACUUUGUACUCUGCUUUGGGAUUAAGGCUGUAAACACUACAUACAUAAAAAUAGCUGCAAGCAGCAAUGCUGGGGUUACGCUAUGUGUCCACUGUGCCACGAUCAGGGAAAAUGUAUCACUUUGCCCUAGGACGAGUUACUUCUGUAAUGUUUACCACACUUGCCAAAUAUCAGAAUUCAAAAUCAAACUGAUCAUGAAAUUAAUUGCAUGAUCAGUUUGAUUUUGAAGUAUUUUUGACCAUUUUCAAUGAUGCUGACGACUUUAAAAGUCUUAUUCUCCAGAACCACUGGACCAAUCGGCACCAAAUUUGGCAUAUAGCAUCUAUGGAUGCACAUCUUCAAACGCAAAACUCUGGCUGAAACAAUAUGGCCGCUCUGAGCCAACAUUGUUUUUUCCUGUCCGACAGCGCCACAAUGUGGACGAACUCAACCAUACUUUACAGGUUAGCUAGACUCAUGUCCUUGAGCAUGUGUGCCAAAUUCCAUCACUCUGAGUCAGACAGAUCAAGAGAUAUAGAAAUGUGCUCGUUAUUGCGCCACCGUGUGGUCGAUCUGUAUGUACUUGCAUAUGUUAAGUUUGCAGCAUGUGUACCAAGUUUUAUUACGAUUCGAAUAUCCGUGACUGAUUUAUAGGCAUAUACAGUGGGGAGAACAAGUAUUUGAUACACUGCCGAUUUUGCAGGUUUUCCUACUUACAAAGCAUGUAGAGGUCUGUAAUUUUUAUCAUAGGUACACUUCAACUGUGAGAGACGCAAUCUAAAACAAAAAUCCAGAAAAUCACAUUGUAUGAUUUUUAAGUAAUUCAUUUGCAUUUUAUUGCAUGACAUAAGUAUUUGAUAAAGCAUAACUUAAUAUUUGGUACAGAAACCUUUGUUUACAAUUACAGAGAUCAUAAGUUUCCUGUAGGUCUUGACCAGGUUUGCACACACUGCAGCAGGGAUUUUGGCCCACUCCUCCAUACAGACCCUCUCCAGAUCCUUCAGGUUUCGGGGCUGUCGCUGGGCAGUACGGACUUUCAGCUCCCUCCAAAGAUUUUCUAUUGGGUUCAGGUCUGGAGACUGGCUAGGCCACUCCAGGACCUUGAGAUGCUUCUUACGGAGACACUCCUUACUUGCCCUGGCUGUGUGUUUCGGGUCGUUGUCAUGCUGGAAGACCCAGCCACGACCCAUCUUCAAUGCUCUUACUGAGGGAAGGAGGUUGUUGGACAAGAUCUCGCAAUACAUGGUCCCAUCCAUCCUCCCCUCAAUACGGUGCAGUCGUCCUGUCCCCUUUGCAGAAAAGCAUCCCCAAACAAUGAUGUUUCCACGUCCAUGCUUCACGGUUGGGAUGGUGUUCUUGGGGUUGUACUCAUCCUCCUUCUUCCUCCAAACACGGCGAGUGGAGUUUAGACCAAAAAGCUCUAUUUUUGUCUCAUCAGACCACAUGACCUUCUCCCAUUCCUCCUCUGGAUCAUCCAGAUGGUCAUUGGCAAACUUCAGACGGGCCUGGACAUGCGCUGGCUUGAGCAGGGGGACCUUGCGUGCGCUGCAGGAUUUUAAUCCAUGACGGCGUAGUGUGUUACUAAUGGUUUUCUUUGAGACUGUGGUCCCAGCUCUCUUCAGGUCAUUGACCAGGUCCUGCCGUGUAGUUCUGGGCUGAUCCCUCACCUUCCUCAUGAUCAUUGAUGCCCCACGAGGGGAGAUCUUGCAUGGAGCCCCAGACCGAGGAUGAUUGACCGUCAUCUUGAACUUCUUCCAUUUUCUAAUAAUUGCACCAACAGUUGUUGCCUUCUCACCAAGCUGCUUGCCUAUUGUCCUGUUGUCCUUGUGCAGGUCUACAAUUUUAUCCCUGAUGUCCUUACACAGCUCUCUGGUCUUGGCCAUUGUGGAAAGGUUGGAGUCUGUUUGAUUGAGUGUGUGGACAGGUGUCUUUUAUACAGGUAACGAGUUCAAACAGGUGCAGUUAAUACAGGUAAUGAGUGGAGAACAGGAGGGCUUCUUAAAGAAAAACUAACAGGUCUGUGAGAGCUGGAAUUCUUACUGGUUGGUAGGUGAUCAAAUACUUAUGUCAUGCAAUAAAAUGCAAAUUCAUUACUUAAAAAUCAUACAAUGUGAUUUUCUGGAUUUUUUUAGAUUCCGUCUCUCACAGUUGAAGUGUACCUAUGAUAAAAAGUACAGACCUCUACAUGCUUUGUAAGUAGGAAAACCUGCAAAAUCGGCAGUGUGUCAAAUACUUGUUCUCCCCACUGUAUGUGCGCUCCCACGUGAAAUGUUUAUUGGUCAAUGUUGUUUUAGGGAAAGGGGAUACCUAGUCAGUUGCACAACUGAAAUGCAUUCAACCGAAAUGUGUCUUACGCAUUUAACCCAACCCCUCUGAAUCAGAGAGGUGCGGGAGAUGCCUUAAUCGACGUCCACGUCAUAGGCGCCCGGGGAGCAGUUGUUGUUGGAGGUUAACUGCCUUGCUCAAGGGCAGAAUGGCAGAUUUUUCCACCUUGCCGGCUUGGGGAUUUGAACCAGCAACCUUUUCGUUACUGGCCCAACGCUCUAAACCGCUAGGCUACCUGCCGCCCUAGUCUGGAAAAUAUUGCAUUGAGAGACCUUUGUCCAUAGAUACCACAUCAACUUUCGUGCAGAUCGGUCAUUUGGUGCCAGAAUAAUUUUUUUAAAGUGUUUAUCACAAAAUUCAAAAUGGUGGAAAAUCCAUCAUGGCGGACCUGAGGAAUCGGUAUUAUAAUAAUAAUAAUAAUGAACCAAAGGAUUGACAGCCGUCCCAUAUAGAUUGCAAAAUAGUUGGGAAGAGAUUUUUGACGUACCGAUUCCAUGGCAUAGUGUUUAUGAAUUGAUACGCAAAACGACGCCGGAUUCAAAACUUUAAAUUAUUAUAUAAAAUUCUUGCUACCAAUAGAAUGUUAUUUAUAUGGGGGAUACAAUCUUCCCAGCUCUGCAGAUUUUGCUGCGGAGAGACAGAAUCAUUAGAUCAUUUGUUUUGGUACUGUCCAUUUGUAGCUUGUUUUUGGACACAGGUCCAGGAAUGGCUAAAGGAUUGCAAUAUUUACCUGGAGCUAACCCUGCAGAUAGCACUACUGGGUGAUCUGAAAAGUCAUAGUCAAUCGAUCAAUAAUAUAAUAAUACUUUUAGCAAAAAUGUUUAUUUUCAAUUUAUGAUCUGUAGAAACAAUGAGAAUAGAAAGGUUCAGAACUUUUGUAAAACAUCACAGUACAGUUGAAAAAUAUAUGGCAAAUAGAAAUCCAAUAUGGAUGGUGUUAAGAGAUAGAUGUGAGGUGUUGAAUGGAGCUGAAGGAUGGGACUAAUAACAACAACUAAUAACAACAAGAACUAAUGUAAAGCAUACUGUGUCCAUAAUACGUAUAUAGGUUAUAGGUUGAGAGCUUUUGUGAAAGAGCACAGUUAGAAAAAUAUGGCAUGUAGAAGCAAACCAGAUGGACGUCAUGAAAAUGAUCGGAGGAAGUUCAGGAGUAAAAAGAAACAAAAUAUAAUUAUUGUAGAAUUUGACUGUGUCCAUAAAAUGUAUAUAGUAUGUAUGGGCUGGAAGUAGAGGCCUAAGUGUUGUUGUUCACUAGUUUACUCCAAUUGGGGAAGGGGUGGUGGGGUUGGAAAGUAAUUAAGGGAAAUAUAAUUUAAAAAAGGAUGUGUGUGUGUAUGGAUGUAUGUAUGUACAGUGAGGGAAAAAAGUAUUUGAUCCCCUGCUGAAAAAAGUAUUUGAUCCCCUGCAUGAUCAAGUUUAAUGGUAGGUUUAUUUGAACAGUGAGAGACAGAAUAACAACAAAAAAAUCUUGGUGACUAUGGUCCCAGCUGCCUUGAGAUCAUUGACAAGAUCCUCCCGUGUAGUUCUGGGCUGAUUCCUCACCGUUCUCAUGAUCAUUGCAACUCCACGAGGUGAGAUCUUGCAUGGAGCCCCAGGCCGAGGGAGAUUGACAGUUAUUUUGUGUUUCUUCCAUUUGCAAAUAAUCGCACCAACUGUUGUCACCUUCUCACCAAGCUGCUUGGCGAUGGUCUUGUAGCCCAUUCCAGCCUUUUGUAGGUCUACAAUCUUGUCCCUGACAUCCUUGGAGAGCUCUUUGGUCUUGGCCAUGGUGGAGAUUUUGGAAUCUGAUUGAUUGAUUGCUUCUGUGGACAGGUGUCUUUUAUACAGGGAACGAGCUGAGAUUAGGAGCACUCCCUUUAAGAGUGUGCUCCUAAUCUCAGCUCUUUACCUGUAUAAAAGACACCUGGGAGCCAGAAAUCUUUCUGAUUGAGAGGGGGUGAAAUACUUAUUUCCCGCAUUAAAAUGCCAAUCAAUUUAUAACAUUUUUUACAUGCAUUUUUCUGGAUUUUUUUGGUUGUUAUUCUGUCUCACUGUUCAUAUAAACCUACCAUUAAAAUUAUAGACUGAUCAUUUCUUUGUCAGUGGGCAAACUUACAAAAUCUGCAGGGGAUCAAAUACUUUUCCCUCACUGUAUGUGUAUGUAUGUAUAUAUAUAUUUGCGAGUGAAAAAAACAUAUGGGGGAUUGGAAGUGAUGCAGACAAUUACAUUGAUGGAAGUUACAAUCUAUCUGAAAUAGUAAAGCUGAUCUACCCCCUAAAAAUAAAAAAUAAAAAUAAAAAUAUAUAUAAUGAACCAGAACAAAAGCAAUAGGGUUUCACCUAUUAACACAUUCCACUACUUUUUCUGUACUCUACUGGCAUCCCACUUUUGAUUGGUGUGCAGUGAAUGGAGUGGUAAAGGCCCUAAGCAUGUUGUCUUUAUUCAUAAAGAGUGUAAAGCCCCCAUCUAUUAAAUCAUCAGAAUCCCCUCAUCGCUCUAAGCCAAUGAGAAUACUGUAAUUUAUCACACGCCAGAAAGCUGUUCUGCGUGUUUUUAUAAAAAAAAAAAACAUUUGCCCGAUCUCAUUCACGAAACGACCAGAGCAUGUUCGCAAAUCUCAUCCUCCUUAGCCAACCCACAUUUAUUGGACUAAACCGAGUCGUUCCCGAGAUGUUUUAGGGUCGUUUUGAUGUUGAAACACUGAUUAAUGGGAACAGUCAUAUUUCUGUGUUGGCUGAUGAGUUUGUCGUUUUGAUGUUUGUCAUUUCUUUCUUUCCCCCCUUUCCUUCGCAGCCCGUCCCACGUCUGUUCUUCGCUGGCGAGCACACUAUCCGGAACUACCCGGCCACGGUGCACGGCGCUUUGCUCAGCGGCCUGCGAGAGGCGGGACGCAUCGCAGACCAGUUCCUGGGUGCCAUGUACACCCUCCCCCGACAGGCCACGCCCACCGCCGCCCCUCAGCCCUCCCCCAGCGUCUAGAACCCUGCCCCUUUAUAACAAUGUCCUUCCAUGUUCAAGUGAUGUCAGUGACUCCUAACUAAGAUGUAAACAAUGUGCCUGUCAUUUUGUGUUAAUGUUUAACCACAAUUCGAUGUUACUGGGCAAACAAACAGUGGAACUACCACUGUACAUUCCCAAAGGACCGAGCCAGCACCAGUCAUGUCUCUGGCACAUCUCUUAUCCUGUAUCGUUCCCUCUCAUCCACCUCAUAACUCAGUCAAUGCAGUCCUCAUAGCUGAUGCACUUAGGUGGAACCUGCAAUGGAACUCUCAGCUGGUUUAGUGUUCCUUCCAUUGCCGCUAGUUAACCAUAGUGCUGUUUGAGCAGGCUAGGCCCAUGCUAGGAUCUGGUUGUUGAAGGUAAAGAAAGCCUCUUUGGAAGGACAGAUCUAGUUCUGGUUCCCACUUCCCAGUCUUAUUCCAGUAGGAUGACACUACAUUAGGUGUCAUGGCCAUCCCCGUUCCACUUCUUCGUCACCCAGCCCGGGACUUGAACCAGCAACCUUCCUGUUACUGGUCCACCUCCUCUGGGCUAUCUAGCAUUAAAUGGAUGGAGGGGCUGAAGAGAAAGACCAGCAGCCAAUGGAAUCCAGAAAAACAGACAAUGAGCCACAGAGGACAGCCAAUCACGCGCUGCUCCCUCCAACCCUAACGUACUGUACCGGGUAGGUCUGCUAGCCAGCAUCAACACCGUAGCACUGUUUCACUCCCAUUGAAACAUGUUGUGUUUUUCUAUUAAAAGUAUGCUAGCUGCUGCGAUGUUGUAGCCUACAAGUGCAUUGUAUUGAUUGUUUUAAGGCUAAUGUCGCUAAUGUUAGUUGUAUGCCUGCUACUGAAUAGGACCUGUACCAUGUAGGGUAUGAUGCAUAGAAGAGUAGUGGAAGAAAAAUAGCAGUUUGUAUUAAAAUGCAAAAGGAUAGAUACUAUGAUUAUGUUGAGAGAAAAAAAUCCAGUUAAUGUUUUUGUUACUUAUUGUUUUUAGCAGCUUGUUUUGAAGUGUAUUUUGUCAGCAUUGCAUACCUUUUUGAUAUGUUUUCAACAUUUGG